Molecule: messenger RNA, 1783 nt
Organism: Aspergillus candidus
Lineage: Eukaryota; Fungi; Ascomycota; Eurotiomycetes; Eurotiales; Aspergillaceae
Product: general substrate transporter
Exons: 3
Coding region: 173-1783 (536 amino acids)
Biological process (GO): carbohydrate transport; transmembrane transport
Cellular component (GO): membrane
Molecular function (GO): carbohydrate:proton symporter activity
Source: RefSeq, a predicted model, not a curated record
AAAUUAUAAAGCUGGUCUAUCCCUCCGCUGGAAUGACUUGGCUGUCGGUUCAUUAUAAUUACCGCCGGUCAGAACGCACGAGGACAGCGGACUCGGCCAAUACCCACAUCUCCGACUGAAACCUCUCCGGUGAUUAACCGGGUUUGCACGACUCACGCGAUAGACAGCCAUCAUGUCUGAAGUGGUUCCCUCCUUUGCUGGCCUCUCUGGUCAGAGACUACUUGUGGCUAUCACCUUUGCUGCCACAAUGGGUUUUCUCCUAUUUGGUUAUGAUCAGGGCGUAAUGAGUGGUAUCAUCGAUGCGAAACCGUUCAACGAUGUCUUCACUGCCACCAGGAAUGACUCAACCAUGCAGGGUGUGGUCACUGCUAUUUACGAGCUUGGUUGUCUGGGGGGUGCUCUCUUUAUCCUUGCCUGUGGAGACUGGCUAGGCCGUCGCUGGUCCAUCAUGUUAGGCGCCACCGUCAUGCUCAUCGGGGUGGUCUUGCAGGUCACUUCAUUCCCGAACCACCUCCCCCUGGCCCAGUUCUGUAUCGGUCGUGUGGUCACUGGCAUUGGAAAUGGCAUGAACACCUCGACGAUACCUACUUACCAAGCCGAAUGCUCGCGUACCUCCAAUCGCGGUCUGCUCAUCUGCAUUGAAGGCAGCACUGUUGCCAUUGGAACUCUUAUAUCCUACUGGGUGAACUUUGGCUCCAUGUACGGUCCACCGGACCUCACUUGGCGGUUCCCCAUUGCUUUCCAGUGUGUGUUCGGUCUCAUCAUCAUCGGCGCUCUGUGGUUCCUUCCCGAGUCCCCACGCUGGCUCUUCACCCAAGAGCGAUACGAGGAGGGCGAAUCGGUCAUCGCUGCCCUCCAGGGCAAGCCAGUCAACCAUCACGACGUGCAGCUGCAGAAGAACAUUAUCAUGGACUCGCUACGUGCUUCGGGCAUGAUGGGUGGCGGCAGCACGCCCCUAUCGGCGGUGUUCACCGGCGGCAAGACGCAGCACUGUCGCCGCAUGUUGUUGGGCGCGUCAUCGCAAUUCUUCCAGCAAAUCGGCGGCUGCAACGCAGUCAUAUAUUACCUCCCCGUGCUGUUCAAAAAGUCGCUUGGUCAGACCGAGUUCUUGUCCAUGAUCCUGGGUGGCGUCAACAUGAUCGUGUACUCGAUCUUCGCCUGCUCGUCCUGGUUUCUGAUCUCCUACGUGGGCCGACGCCGCCUCUUCCUGGUGGGAGCCGCCGUCCAAAGCCUGUCCAUGGUGCUCACAUUUGCCUGCUUAAUUCCCGGGGGCACAGAACCGGCCAAGGGCGCUGCUGUGGGCUUGUUCACCUUCAUCGCGGCAUUUGGAGCUACCUGGCUACCCCUACCGUGGCUGUAUCCGGCGGAGAUCUCCCCAAUCAAAACACGAGCCAAGGCGAAUGCCAUCUCGACGUGCACCAACUGGACCUUCAACUUUCUCAUCGUUAUGGUGACGCCUAUCAUGAUCCGCGACAUUAGCUGGGGGACGUACCUUUUUUUCGGCGCCAUCAAUGCAAGCUUCGUGCCGUUCAUUUACUUCCUGUACCCGGAGACAGCGGGCCGCAGUUUGGAAGAGAUUGACCUGAUCUUUGCUAAGGGGUACUUGGAAAAAAUGAGCUACGUUCGCGCAGCGAAGGAGCUGCCGCAAUUGUCGGAUGAAGAAAUCGAACGCGUCGCCCUGGAAUUUGGGUUUGGCGGGUCUGGUAGCGAGACAACGGCCAAGGCCGGUGGUGACAGCAGUACGGAGUCGAACGGGGGGUCAGGGGAGGCCGAUAAGGUUUAG